UACAUUUCCUGUCAGGAAUCACCGAGAAAUAUUUGUAAAGGGAUAACCGCUUUACAGUUCGUGCCGCUGUUGCAUCCCAGCAACAUCCGUUCUCCAGCAUUCAAAAAUGAUCUCGACUUGUAAAAUAGAACGUAUUUUCCACUGCUAUGUAAAUGCUGGUCGGGCCUCUGGUACCUUCUCGCGCCCUCUCUGCCCGAGAUGCGCGGGCUCCGGUCGCAGGUCCUUUGGGGCGGGCGCCUGGCGCGGAGAUGCCCAACUUCCCCACACCCACCUUGGCCCCGCCCCGUCCGCGCUCUACCAGGAGGGCUGGCCUCGGGGCCGCGCGCGCGUUCUCGCGUCCGUGCUCCGCGCGUGCUAGCUGGCCUUUUCCCUCCAGUCCAGCCCAGCCGGGGCGCCGCGAGGGGGCGGAGUGGGGUGUGGUGGGCGCGCUCGGGCGGCUCCUGCGCGUUCCCGCUGAGGCAGCGGCGGCGGGAGCGGCAGAGGCGGCGGCGGCGGCCCGAGUCCCGUUUCCGAGUCUCACAUCCGGGUUCUGGCCGUGACCCAGCCGCGGCCGCCGCGGAGAUGUGACCCGGCAGUACGGCAAAUAUGGCGGAGCCAUCUGUUGAGUCUUCAAGUCCAGGAGGUUCAGCAACAUCAGAUGACCAUGAAUUUGAUCCAUCAGCUGACAUGCUGGUUCAUGAUUUUGAUGAUGAACGAACAUUAGAAGAGGAAGAAAUGAUGGAAGGAGAAACAAACUUCAGUUCUGAAAUAGAGGAUCUUGCAAGGGAAGGCGACAUGCCAAUUCAUGAACUUCUCAGUCUUUAUGGUUAUGAUAGUACUGUUCGACUACCUGAAGAAGAUGAGGAGGAAGAAGAGGAGGGUGAAGAUGAUGAAGAUGCUGAUAAUGACGACAACAGUGGCUGCAGUGGGGAAAAUAAGGAAGAGAAUAUAAAGGAUUCAUCAGGUCAGGAGGAUGAAACUCAGUCUUCCAAUGAUGAUCCAUCACAAUCUGUUGCUUCUCAAGAUGCCCAGGAAAUAAUUCGCCCACGUCGAUGUAAAUAUUUUGAUACAAAUAGUGAAAUAGAAGAAGAAUCUGAAGAAGAUGAGGAUUAUAUUCCAUCAGAAGACUGGAAAAAAGAGAUUAUGGUGGGCUCCAUGUUUCAAGCAGAAAUUCCAGUUGGCAUUUGUAGAUACAAAGAAAAUGAAAAAGUAUAUGAAAAUGAUGAUCAGCUCCUGUGGGACCCUGAGUACCUACCAGAAGAUAAAGUGAUUGUAUUUCUUAAGGAUGCAUCUAGAAGAACGGGUGAUGAGAAAGGUGUAGAAGCAAUUCCUGAAGGAUCUCACAUAAAAGACAAUGAACAGGCUUUAUAUGAAUUGGUUAAAUGUAAUUUUGAUACAGAAGAAGCAUUGAGAAGAUUAAGAUUUAAUGUAAAAGCAGCUAGAGAGGAAUUAUCUGUUUGGACAGAGGAAGAAUGUAGAAAUUUUGAACAAGGGCUGAAGGCCUAUGGAAAAGAUUUUCAUUUGAUUCAGGCUAAUAAAGUACGAACAAGAUCAGUUGGUGAAUGUGUAGCAUUCUAUUACAUGUGGAAAAAAUCGGAACGUUAUGAUUUUUUUGCCCAGCAAACGCGAUUUGGAAAAAAGAAAUAUAACCUUCAUCCUGGUGUAACGGACUACAUGGAUCGGCUUCUGGAUGAAAGUGAAAGUGCUGCAUCAAGUCGAGCACCAUCCCCUCCCCCAAUUGCCUCAAACAGUAGUAACAGCCAGUCUGAGAAAGAAGAUGGCACUGUAAGCAAUAGUAACCAAAAUGGGGUGUCAUCUAAUGGACCAGGUGAAAUAUUAAACAAAGAAGAAAUAAAAGUUGAAGGAUUACAUGUCAAUGGACCAACAGGUGGAAAUAAGAAACCACUUCAUGCAGACAUGGAUACUAAUGGUUAUGAAACAGAUAACCUAACCACUGAUCCAAAACUUGCCCAUAUGACUGCAAGAAAUGAAAAUGAUUUGGAUGAAAAAAGUGAGAGACCUGCCAAAAGGCGAAGGGUAAACAGCAAUGGAAAAGAAAGUCCAGGUUCUUCUGAAUUUUUCCAAGAAGCAAUAUCACAUGGAAAAUUUGAAGAACUUGAAAACACAGAUGACUAAAUUUUAGGCCUAUUUUACUUUAUUUGGAAAAAUUCUGGUGUGACUAAAAUUUUCAGGGUUGAUGGGUUACCUUAAAAUUUUUUUAUUUCCUACAAGCAAUUGGUUAAAAUUUGAAAAUUUGAAUUGAAUCCUAACUUUUUAGGAAAUAAGAUUUUAUAAUUCUACCUUUUUCAAGAUCUUUUUCUUCACAACUAUCAGACCCUUUCAAGGAUAUAAAAAUAAUUUAGCAAAUUUGAAUGAAGUAAAGAUAUCAGUACCUUUUCAUUUGAUGUAUUAAUCAUAAAAUCUCACUACAAGGUAAUUUUUCUUUAGUUUCAUAUGGAGGAAUACCAGGAAAGAAAGGAAAAAAAUAAUAAGUUUAGAGUUCUGCUUAACAUCAAUUUUUCUGAGUUUCUUGAAAUAUCCUUAUAACAGGCAUUGUUUCUCCAUAUAAAUUGAGUAUCAUUAUUAAGGGAACCCUUAUGAAUCCUGAAAGUUAUGCUAGCAUGAUUUUUUUAUAUAUAGAAGUUUAAAAUAAACCAAGUCAGGUUUGUAUAUGUAAAAUUGUUGACAUCAAUGAUGUCUUUCCAUAUUCUUAUCUGGGCUUAAGAAAUACAUUCUGUAUUUUUCCAGAUUCUUUGUAGCCUUUGAAAGAUUUUUACAGUACAUAUGUCUUGACUGAGCUGUCCUUUCUUAAUACAAAAAAGCUUGUAUAAUUUUCUUAACUUGUACAGUUGGUAAACUUUUAUGAGAGGAAUUGAUAUCCUGAGUCUGUCAGCUUUCAUUUUAUUUUGCUGAGGUUUUUCUAAUGAAUUUUUAAGUGUUUAUGUAGUUAACUAAGUCCUGUUUCUUAUCCAGGUGGCAAAAGCCUUCAUUAAGAAUAGUGAAAAUUUGUUUUUUUUUUUCAAAUUUCUUCUAUGGACAAAUAAUUUGAGAAUUCUGAAAUUAAGCAUGAUGCUUAGAUUGCACAGUUUGUUUUUUAUUUGCUAUAAUUUUCAAAGUUAUUUUUUAAGUAAAACAAAGGUUUAAUGUCAGCUUAAAUGUGUCAUGCUGACUAGACUCCUGUUUAGUUAUUUUUAUAUGCAUUAUAAAGUUUCCCGGUUUUGCAUUAAAUCAAUAGAGGGGAAAAGGUUAAGUGAUAUUAAUAUAUUGGCACACAAGGAGUAACUGUUGAUAGGCAACAGUAUUGAUUUUAUGAGAAAAAUGAUGGAGUUUGAAGAGUUUUCAGACCUUUGCAAUAUAAGCCAGUUUCCAGAUAAUGUUUUUCCAGAAUGAAAAUAAGAUAUAUAGAUAAAACCAUUUCUCUGUGUGAUGACAAAUGGGAUUAUCCAUCUGCAUAGUCAUGUAAGGGUGCCAUUUUAUUUUUAGUGCAAAAUUCUUGUUAAGAAAAUGUAGUUUUAUACAGCUAAUAGACCAACCUAUAUCCAGACUUUUAUAAAAGAUUAUUAACUAUUCUUUUCUCACACAGACAUAUCCCCAAAUGCUUCUUCCAGUUCAUUUUUAGCCAUCAGUUCAAGAAGCCAAUGCCUUUUAAAAAUAAAUCUUCAGUAGUCUUCUUUUUAAUGACUCAAUUGUCUAAUGCAACUGAGUAGAGGUUUGCACUGAGAAAUUGUCAUUUAGGCCUUAUCCCCCCCACAAAGUAUUAGUAACAUUUGUUCAUACUGCUUCCUUUCACCAAUAUGAACAACUUUUUUCCCCAAACAGUGUUUAAAGCCACUUUACAACACUUGAUGUCAUAUAAUGUACAUUCACUGUUGUUACAUAAAUAUACAAGUAAAUCAAGUUUUGGGUAGAAGUGUCAAGAAGCAAUGAAUUUUUUGUUGUUUUUGUUUGUUUUACCUAAAACAUUAAUUUAUCCAGAAUGAUGGUAGUUUUAGCAGAUGGUCACAAUCCAUUUUUAAACCAGAUUUUAUGAAAUGAAUCCAAAGCCUCCUAGCUCUUCGUCAAAGAUGGUCUUUAGAAUAGCAAUGCUGUGCUUUUUUAAAUGGUUGCAAUAUUAAGAUGCCGUUUUCACCUUUUUUAAAAGAUACAUUUUGUUUGCUGGUUUGUGAAGUUCUUACAAACUUAUUAUAGGAAUGUUUUAAGUAAAUUCUCAGGCAUGAUUACAAAUGCGGCACAUGUAUAAAUGUUAGGAAAAUUUUACUUUUCUUGUCUUUUUAAAAUAUGCAUAAUGAACAUUCCACUAUUAUAAUACAUAAUGUUCAGCUUUUAUUAAAUAUUUAAUUGUAUUUUGUGUUUAUACAGGCAUUUCACACUUCUUCAUAACACAGCCACUAUAAUUUGAUAAGUCAUUGCACUAUUUAAAAAUUUUUUAGUAAUAUCAUGAAUUUAAUUUGCUUAAGAUUUAGUACAUUUCAUAACUCUUGAACUCUCUGACAAACUGCAUUGGGAAAAGAAGCCUUUGUUAGUAGUUACUUAUCUCCCUACCCCACUCCCACCCCAGCAAAGCACUAUCAUUUUCGUUUGGUAUUGUUUUAUGAUGUUUUCAGAUAGAGUUCAGAAUCUGCAACUCAGUUCAACACAAAUAUGUUGAGCUUUAAAAUGUAUCUGAAGUAAUAUUUAAAUAGGCAUUUAAAAUUAUGAAUUAGAUGUUUUUAAAUUUAUGCAUAGUAAUUUUGCACUGUAAAAUAUUUACCUUCUCCCAUUCCCUUCUGUCAUUUCUGAAUAUGCUUAUUAAAAUAUUUUUUUAACAUA
Molecule: messenger RNA, 4788 nt
Organism: Marmota flaviventris (yellow-bellied marmot)
Lineage: Eukaryota; Metazoa; Chordata; Mammalia; Rodentia; Sciuridae
Gene: Mier1
Product: MIER1 transcriptional regulator
Biological process (GO): negative regulation of transcription by RNA polymerase II
Cellular component (GO): nucleoplasm
Molecular function (GO): transcription corepressor activity; histone deacetylase binding
Source: RefSeq, a predicted model, not a curated record